Molecule: messenger RNA, 1019 nt
Organism: Sceloporus undulatus (fence lizard)
Lineage: Eukaryota; Metazoa; Chordata; Lepidosauria; Squamata; Phrynosomatidae
Gene: STPG3
Product: sperm-tail PG-rich repeat containing 3
Exons: 7
Coding region: 48-824 (258 amino acids)
Source: RefSeq, a predicted model, not a curated record
GAAUGAUGGAGAACAAGGGAUGCAGCCAACAUCACUGAGCCAGAGCAAUGGAGUUCCACCUGAAACAAACCAAGUUUCUGGCCCAGAAGUACCUGGAUGGCAGCCAGAAAAGGAAACCCAAGAUGCCAUUACUCUACAAGAGAUAUUCACAACCCUACAGGGCUCACCAGGGCAGAGAAACAUCGCCGCUUUUCCCUGACAUUCAUUCUGGAAGACAGAGAAAAUCUCAGACUCCGGAAGGCCGGCUGCAGCUCCUAGGGAAUGUGGACAGUCCUGGACCAGCAGCUUACCCACCUCCCACCACCAACUAUAGGGAAAGCAGUGCUCCGUCCUACACCUUUGGAUGGAAAACCCCUCCUAAAGAUGGUGGCGGGCGCCGAUCCUGGCAGAAAUCCUGGUUCCAGAGCAAGAACCCUUUCAUCAGGAAAGCAGACUUUACUACUGAAACAAAUUGGCCCUCUCCUUUUGACUAUGGACAUCCCCUGGGAUCCAUGCUUGUCAACCGAUCCAACAGUCCAAAUUUUAGCAUGGGUCAGAAGAGAGAGUUCACUUUCGUCAACAAAAAUACUGUGAAUGACCCAGCACCCAACAAGUAUAACACUGACCAUGCCUACAAGCAGGUGCUCUUCCGGUCACCCUCCUUCAUUAUCGGUCCUGCCCCACAGCAUGUGUAUCGAUGGGCCAAAAAAGAAGACACCCCUGGCCCUGGCGCUUACAAUGUGGAGAAAGGAUACACCGCACGGCUGCCCAAUUCCCCAAGCUUCUACAUCCAAGGCGUCAGACGACCCAAGAAGCAUGAGACGGGGCCGUUUUCAACAGUGUGAGGCUACAGCUGUAACGGAACAGAGCGCAGUCAGACCCACAGCUCUGUUCCCAACACACUGUACUCAAGGCUGCUGUUGCAACUAAUACAGGCCGACAUGUGUUCAAAGACAGAGCGAUCUUUACCUUAUCCAUCUGGGUCUUGGCUUGACCCACUUUACUAUGAAAAAAAUAAAGGUCUUAGGAAAAUACCUGGA